AUGGAUAGGGUGUGUCUUUGUUCAAUUCUACAUUCAGCUCCCGUGAAGAACUUCAGUGGUUCCAGCUACAUUUUCUAUAGAAGCAAUGGUAACCGGUACAAUUGGGAAAGAAGCAAAACAAUAUGCGAACAGUCUGGAUAUAACCUUGUUUCUAUUGAGAGUCGUGAAGAAUGGAACUUCCUGAAACAAACCAUCCAAAAAGAGAAUACCACUGAAUACUUCAUAGGUUUGAGGAAAGAUCCAACUGGAGUGUGGAGAUGGUUAAGUGAUAACAGCACAGUGAAUGUGUCCAAUAAAGGAGACUGGCCCUGGGCAACUGGACAACCUAGCGACGAACAUCUUACUGAGAACUGCGCGCAAAUAUACGGAAAUUAUAAGUAUGCCGGGCGCUAUAAUGACGUCCUCUGUUCUUUAUCGAAAGCCAAAGCAGGAUUCAUAUGUGAAUUUAAAGGUGGAGGAGGUAAUAGACCCUUAAUUCACAUUACACGAAACUGA
Pocillopora meandrina is the source of this 495-nucleotide messenger RNA. NCBI's taxonomy places the organism in Eukaryota, Metazoa, Cnidaria, Anthozoa, Scleractinia, Pocilloporidae. The record is from the annotation of a GenBank genome assembly.